GAUAUAAUGAUCUGCAUUGGAAAGGAUAUCACUGUUUAAGAUGCUACAAAUGUUGGUAGCACCAUCGAUAUUAUUGCCGAGAAGUCACCCAACCGCUUAAGACCAUAUUCCUAAUUCAAUUAUAAGUAGUCAGCUAAUGAAUAGAGAGGAGACACCACUACAAAAUCCGAAAUGAAAAAUUCUCGCGUGUACUAUCUCAAGACGCGGUACCAAAAUAAAGGCUUUCAGAACAAACUAUCAACCUUUUCAUAUAGGCAUUUGGAUUCGAACUCAUCAAAAACAAUGUCAUCUAGUCUACAGACAUGGAUAUCUUGGUAUGCUGAACGAUCAUUGUAUCCCACUACUUGCGCUUUAAAAUACGUAUGCGAAUUUUUAGUGGAUAUGUUAUCGAAAGGAUUUGCCUAUAACACAAUCGUGGGUUACCGUACCGCAGUUAGUGAAACCCAUGAACAUGUAGACGGGCAUUCGAUCGAAACACACCCGUGUCGCAAAAACGAUGCUAUCUAUUCACAUCAUAAUCCUCCACCAAUUCUACUCUGAUGACCCUAUAGAUAUAACACCUUCACUUGAUUAUAUAAAGAAUUGAGAACUAACGACGAAAUGUCCAUUAGAAACCUAAUA
This is a messenger RNA of Rhizophagus irregularis DAOM 181602=DAOM 197198, 621 nucleotides long. The record is from RefSeq and is a predicted model, not a curated record. Lineage: Eukaryota; Fungi; Glomeromycota; Glomeromycetes; Glomerales; Glomeraceae.